Messenger RNA from Vigna radiata var. radiata (mung bean), 2572 nucleotides. Its product is annotated as probable boron transporter 7. The transcript has 14 exons. The record is from RefSeq and is a predicted model, not a curated record. Gene Ontology annotation, cellular component: plasma membrane. Gene Ontology annotation, biological process: monoatomic anion transport; transmembrane transport; monoatomic ion homeostasis. Bases 234 to 2078 code for a protein of 614 amino acids. NCBI's taxonomy places the organism in Eukaryota, Viridiplantae, Streptophyta, Magnoliopsida, Fabales, Fabaceae. Gene Ontology annotation, molecular function: solute:inorganic anion antiporter activity.
GGACCAACAAAUCCUGGUUUUUAGUUUCUAAUUUUUGCAUUGCCAUUUGACUGAGACCCUCUUCCCUCGCUACAGUAGUGUCCCUCUACGGACCCUCUUCAUUCUUCAGUCAUGGUUUUGCUGUGGCCUCAUCAAUCGCCGUAUAUACAUGCCAUUGCUGAUGCCUAGCUUCUAUCAGUUCUUCAUUGCCUACAUUGCUGCAUUUCUGUGUCUUCUGAGCACAGUGAAAAAACAUGGAAGCACCAUUUAAGGGAAUAAAUGAAGAUGUCAAGGGAAGAUUUCAGUGCUAUAAACAAGAUUGGAUUUGUGAUAUCUGUUCUGGUCCUAGCACAUGGGCUCCAACUUUCUACAUAUUCUUUGCCUCUGCCCUCCCUGUUAUUGUUUUUGGACAGCAACUUCAUAGGGAUACUGAUGGAAGUAUGGGCAUAGUGGAAACAAUGGCAUCUACUGCUAUUUGUGGAAUUAUCCACUCAAUAUUUGGUGGCCAACCUUUGUUGAUUUUAGGUGUUGCUGAACCCACUGUCAUAAUGUACACUUACUUGUACAGUAUUUGCGAAAGAAGCCCUGCACUGGGUAGAGAGCUCUUUCUGGCAGCGCUUAGUUGGGUUUGUGUUUGGACGGGAUUCUUCCUGGUGGUGCUUGCAAUUUUUAAUGCUUGCUCAAUUAUCUCAAGGUUUACAAGAAUUGCUGGGGAGUUAUUUGCCAUGCUCAUAACUGUUCUUUUCUUUCAAGAGGCUGUAAAGGGGUUGAUAGGAGAGUUCAACGUGGUCAAUAAAGGAAAUCCUUCUGCAGAAGAAUUUCAAUUCCACUGGCUGUAUACAAAUGGAUUACUUGCAAUCAUUUUCGGUAUUGGAUUACUUUUCACUGCCCUAAUAAGCAGAAGAGCAAGAGCGUGGAAAUAUGGAACAGGGUGGCUACGAGGAUUUAUAGCAGAUUAUGGGAUUCCACUGAUGGUAGUGUUAUGGACUGCACUAUCUUAUGCUGUACCAAGAAAAGUUCCAGAUGGCAUUCCUAGAAGGCUUUUUUCUCCUCUACCGUGGGAACCUAAAUCACUCUAUCACUGGACAGUAGUGAAGGAUAUGUGGAAGGUACCCCCAGCUUAUGUAUUGGGGGCAAGUAUUCCAGCUCUGAUGAUAGCAGGGUUAUACUUUUUUGAUCACAGUGUAGCUUCGCAGAUGGCACAACAGAAAAAAUUUAACCUUCAAAAACCAUCAGCCUACCACUAUGAUGUUUUCUUGCUUGGAAUAAUGACUCUGAUUUGUGGGCUCCUUGGUCUUCCUCCUUCAAAUGGAGUCCUUCCACAGUCCCCCAUGCAUACAAAAAGUUUAGCAGUUCUUAGGAAGAAGGUUAAAGAAUUGGAGAGUUCAAAGGAAUCUAGGAACAAUGGUGGUGCGGAAGAAAGUUUGGAUGAGAAACAGAGAUAUGAAUAUCUACCAGUCGAGGUUCAUGAGCAAAGAGUGACGAACCUUUUGCAGUCUGUCCUGGUCGGUCUCUCAAUCCUAGCCAUGCCUGUAAUCAGAGAGAUACCAACCUCAGUUCUAUGGGGAUAUUUUGCUUACAUGGCAAUUGAUAGUCUCCCAGGAAAUCAGUUCUGGGAAAGGAUAUUGCUCCUCUUCAUCACCCCAGGCCGCCGUCACAAAAUUUUCGAAGAUUUUCAUCCCUCUUUUCUGGAGAAAGUACCAUUCAAGACCAUAGUUACAUUUACACUCUUACAGUUAGGAUAUUUUUUAAUAUGUUACGGGGUAACUUGGAUUCCUUUUGUUGGAAUACUCUUCCCUGUACCAUUUUUCCUUCUCAUAUUCAUAAGAGAGCGCUUGCUUCCAAAGAUAUUCAAGCCUAACCAUCUCGAAGAACUAGAUGCUUCUGGGUAUGAGGAAAUUGUUGGAGUUCCACCUGCUUUAAAAAUGGAUAUGGAGUCAGAUACUGAUGAUGUAGGAAGCGAAGAGGACUUCUCCGAUGCAGAGAUAUUAGAUGAGAUGACAACCAACAGGGGAGAGUUGAAAGUGAUAACUACCAGCAGAAAUCAUAGCUUCAAUGACGACAGACAAGUUCACGUUUGUCCUAGAGAUGCUGUCUGAAGAUGGUGAAAUCUGUCUGAGCAUAGCAUUGCUUAGGAUGCUGAAAAAAGGUUUCGUAUAACAGUGUUCCUCAAGAUUAUAGUUUUGUAGUUAGUUAAGGUUGAAUAUGAUCUUCUGUGGAACAAGAAAGGAUUCAAUCAGUGAAAACUGAAAGAGAUGAAAUGCAGAAGAAAAGAGAAAUGAAUAAAAAUGCAUUUGAACUUUGAAAGGACGAAAAAGAAUGGAUUGUUGUGAGGGGAAAAAGAAAGGGAAAGCAAGGAAAUAAGAAAACUCAAUUGUUGUAGUUAUGUUUUAUAGUUGAAAUAUAGAUAGAUAUCAUAAGAACAUUUUUUUUAGCUUUGAUAGGGUAUGUUAGAGUUUGUAAGCAGAAUUUUCUGUUUGUAGCAUUCAACGACAAACAAAGGAAUAGAAUCUGGUUUUACUUUUUAUACAGUUAACAUACAUGUAUACCUUUGGAACAAAAUUAUAGAAGAAUGAUUGUUUUUAAGUGCUUA